Pocillopora damicornis (cauliflower coral) is the source of this 1945-nucleotide messenger RNA. RefSeq lists its product as uncharacterized. NCBI's taxonomy places the organism in Eukaryota, Metazoa, Cnidaria, Anthozoa, Scleractinia, Pocilloporidae. The record is from RefSeq and is a predicted model, not a curated record.
UCCUGGCUAUGCGCUCGUUGCUUGUCGUAACGUUUGAAAAAAAAAAAACCGCCAUAUCCGAUCGCUUCCUGACUGGUCCCUUAAUUUAACUUAUAUGGGAGCCCUCUAGGGACGAGUUAGUCGAACGAAUUUCGUUGAUAACAUGAUAAGUCACACAGUUUCAGUUCUUGUAUGCUCCCAAUCAAUGCAAAUUAUGUUCUAAGAUGUCAUCUAAAUAUCUAUAUUCUAGUUUUUAUUAAAAAAUUGAGAAUUUAGAUGUACAUGUGGAUAAAAUGCGGUGUGCAUUUUAUUAAAUAAUAAAGUAUUGGUAUUUUUAGAUUGACAUGAACAUCAACUAUCUAUUAAGUCCAAUUUUGUAUCCUUUGAUUACUCAACGCUGGAAGCCAAUCAAAGAAGGAAAUCUGUAGGAAAAGCAAGCGUUUACCCAGUGUUGACUCAGCAAGGGAAAAUUCAGUCGAUAACAGAUGGCAAACCCCUUAAAUAAGUGCAAAUUGGAAUUUUGAAUAUGUAAACCACGACCUAAUUAUAUCUGUGCUAUACGUGAGAUAACAUGGAAAGCUGCUGAACACGGCAUGUUAUAAAACAGGUAUCUUACUCCAUUGGUUUUCACUCAGUUUUCUCGCUCUGGUCUCGUUCGUAGCUUUAUUUAUUUGAAAUACUUUGUAGCCGCGUUAGCUCUGUUUUAAAUUUUUUUUUCUUCGUAUUUUUGCAGACUUGUGUUUCUGUUUUGAUCGUAAAAAGCAAAUACUUUGUAGCCGCGUUAGCUCUGUUUUAAAUUUUUUUUGCUUCGUAUUUUUGCGGACUUAUGUAUCUGUUUUGAUCUUAAAAAGCACUAAGCUGAAUUACAUGUAUACAAAAAUUUUCAUAAGAGCAGUUUCGUUACGGAAGUUUAUACUGAACCGUGCUAUAUUUCUGUCUGUGAAUUCCAACUACUUCUUUAUUCAUUCCAAUUAAAAUUGAUCAAGGUAUAGUAAAGGUGAUUUGUGUAUUACACACUUACGUUGCUGUUUUCCUCGAAGGGACAUUUUCAUUUCUUUAUUUACCGCUAAAUUUCAGAUUUCAAUUAACCUUACAAAAAUUUUUUUAGGACUAAUUAAUUGGGCCUCGACUCUUCAUCUUGUAGCUUAUGUCAUUUAACUUUUAGGUAUGCGUUUGGAAAAUGGAUAUUUCCGCAUUUGUGAUGGUUUUAACAUUCGCUUCGUCUUUUCUUGAAGGAAAAGGUUCGAAGCACCGAAGACAUGAUGAUCCUGUAAAUUUCCGAAGGGCUCAAAAUUCAGGAUGCUUUAUCAUCACUUCGACUAUUAAUGUUCCAUUACUGGAGAAAGAAAUAAAAGGCGAUGUAAUGGUCACAUAUCAAGUUGUAUCCAAGCUACAGUGUGAAGAUCUGUGCAUGAGAACUCCACAAUGCCAAGGCUUCAAUUAUGGAGAACAAAAGUGUGAUAUUUUGAGCAAAAUCUACGACCCACACGAAAGGGAAAAGAGUGUCAGCAUACGAGCCGUAAUGAAAAAGCUUCUCUUGGGCAAAGAUGAAUGCGCUAAAAAUACAUAAAUACCGAAAAAUAACUAAAUACAAUAAAAGGACAUGAAAGACAACAUUAUUCACCGAAAGGAUGUCGAAGUUUGACAAGGAAAAAAUUUGAGAUUGUUAUUUUGCUUUACGCAUAGCUUUAUUACAGCGGUCAGUUGAAACAAAGUUUUGAUAUAUGCGUGUAGUUUAGAAAUUUUUAGCAAUUGAGGGGUUCUCUGUCGGAGAAAAGUUAAAACUUUAUAAACAACAUAACAAUUACUGGGUUUCUGGCGUGAUUUAAGAUAAACAUUUUCAUGUUUUCAAGAAGCCUUACCAUCAAGGUUUCAUCUCUGAUUUCUGAUGAAUUAGUUACAAGAUAUGUUUUAUUGUUGGAAAAUAGUUUUUAAUCGAUGUUUGUCAAUAUCAUUAUCAUCACGA